AACGACGAGUUUCUGGUUUAACUUCCAAAGUCGGAAGAAACCGAGCUGAUUCGAGAUCAUACUAUACUCAUUCGAUCUUUCCCUUACAAAGACAUUGCAAUGAGGCAAAGACAGAGCCCUACAGUUUCAUCAUCAGCAAAUACACACGCAACCCAAAACCAAAUUCCUACAAGAUCACAACAACACAAGAAAGCCCCACAAUUCGAUCUGCUAGACUCACCCAAGAAUCUCUAUCUAUUUUGCUUGGCCUUUCGAAUAGUCAAUGCUCUGUUGGUUCAGACAUAUUUCAACCCAGAUGAGCACUGGCAAGCUCUUGAAGUUGCUCACCGCAUCACUUUUGGGUUUGGCCAUUUGACGUGGGAAUGGAAGCAGGGGAUUCGGAGCUACUUGCAUCCUUUGCUCUUUGCUUUCCUUUACAAAGUGCUCGCCUUAUUGGGUCUUGAUACCCCAUUGUUCAUGAUUAAGUCUCCUCGGCUAUUCCAGUCCCUAUUCUCUGCAUUUGGUGAUUUAUACCUGUACAAACUCUCUGUCGUCCUCUUUGGUGAUCAGGUUGCAAAAUGGGCUCUUUUUUCCCAAUUGACAAAUUGGUUUAUGUUUUUCUGCCUCAAUCGUACGUUGUCAAAUAGUCUGGAGACUAUUCUAACCAUUGUGAGCUUGUACUACUGGCCCUGUAUCAGGCCUUCUUCUAGCAAACUUCCCUUGGGAUCUAGAAAGUGGGGUUUGAUUUUUGCUGCAUUAGCUUGUGCUAUUCGACCAACAAGUGCUAUCAUAUGGCUUUAUGUUGGGAUCCUUGAGCUACUUGUGUCAUGCGAUAAACCCAGAUUCAUAUUUUUAGAGGUGGCUCCUAUUGGGGUCCUGGUGCUUGGUCUUACAUUUUUAGUAGAUCGAUUGAUGUACGGCUCAUGGAUCUUAGUACCUCUAAAUUUUCUAAGAUUCAAUUUUCUUUCAUCUGGUGGAGAUUAUUAUGGAACACACAAGUGGCACUGGUACUUCACUCAGGGAUUUACUGUCAUGGUAUUCACUUAUUUGCCAUUUUCUAUAGCUGGCAUCAUGCAGUCGAAACAAUGGAAGCUUUCUGGCCUUAUUGCAUGGGUUCUUGGACUUUAUAGUGUACUAGGCCACAAAGAAUUCAGGUUUGUAUUGCCUGUGCUUCCCAUAGCUUUGAUCUUCUCUGGAUACGCUUUAGCUGAAUUGAAAUCAUCAAUUUCUGGAUGUGGUCAAAGGAAGGAAUCGGCAGAUUACCAUAAUAAAUGCCCUGCAAAAAUGCACUUGGCCAUCUUUUUCUUGCUUGCUACCAAUAUUCCAAUGGCCUUGUAUAUGAGUUUGGUUCAUCAGAGAGGAACUGAAGAUGUUACAUACUACCUGUCCAAAGAAGUGGUUGAGGGAAAAGUAACAGAUAUACUUUUUCUAAUGCCUUGCCACGCCACACCUUAUUACUCUACUGUACACCGAAACCUUCCAAUGCGAUUCCUAGACUGCACACCAAGUGAAGAGAAGGGAACCCCAGAUGAAUCAGAUCGAUUCAUGAUGGAUCCUGUAGGUUUCGCAUCAGAAUUUGCCAAAAAUUGGUCAUUACCGAGUCAUAUUGUAAUAUUUGAUUCGGAAGAGAAGAAGUUACGGGAUUUUCUAGUCUCCCAUUCUUUCAAAGAGAUAAAAAGAUUUUUCCAUGCUCACUUUAAAGUGGAUCAUGAUCUUCAAGCAUCGGUCGUUGUAUAUGCUUUGACAGGCUCAUGAUUAUUGUUUAUGCACUGAUAAAUCGGCAAUGAAGUCUUUCGCUUCAGUUGUUGUUCAACUAGCUGAAUCUCCAUAGCUUGGACUAAUUGGGUGACGUGCUUGCAUCGGCGGAGAUCAACAUCAUAUCUUCUUUAGUAUGUAAUAAUUCUUUCCAACCUCAAAUCUUUUUUAAUUAAAAUUAUUAUUGUCAUUCCUCCAUUAACAUCAGGAAAAAAGAAUUAUCA
Messenger RNA from Fragaria vesca subsp. vesca, 1958 nucleotides. Its product is annotated as GPI mannosyltransferase 3-like. The transcript has 9 exons. Lineage: Eukaryota; Viridiplantae; Streptophyta; Magnoliopsida; Rosales; Rosaceae. Gene Ontology annotation, cellular component: endoplasmic reticulum membrane. The record is from RefSeq and is a predicted model, not a curated record. Bases 100 to 1734 code for a protein of 544 amino acids. Gene Ontology annotation, biological process: GPI anchor biosynthetic process. Gene Ontology annotation, molecular function: alpha-1,2-mannosyltransferase activity.